This is a messenger RNA of Cajanus cajan (pigeon pea), 1890 nucleotides long. RefSeq names its product protein DETOXIFICATION 16. Gene Ontology annotation, cellular component: membrane. Gene Ontology annotation, molecular function: antiporter activity; xenobiotic transmembrane transporter activity. The record is from RefSeq and is a predicted model, not a curated record. Gene Ontology annotation, biological process: xenobiotic detoxification by transmembrane export across the plasma membrane. NCBI's taxonomy places the organism in Eukaryota, Viridiplantae, Streptophyta, Magnoliopsida, Fabales, Fabaceae.
CCAUCAAUAAUUGUACAUAAUUUUUAGCUAGAUUUGGUGAGGGUGAGUAGGCUCUUACGGUGGCGCAAUGCAUGAACCAAGUCUUAAAGAAAUUCACUCAAUAUGAGUGAGAAAACCCCUUGUGACUCUGAAAGUGUAAACAUGGAGAGAGGAAGUCAGAGUGCACCUCUAAGAUCUCCCUUGAUUCAAGUCUCGGUGCAAGAUGGAGCCAUGCUUGAUAAUGAUACAGAGCAAAACAAUAAAAGGGUAUUAGAAAGAGGAGAAAUUUUUGAAGAAAUCAAGCUGCAGUUAUGGCUGGCAGGGCCUUUGAUAUCUGUGGGUCUCCUCAACUUUUGCAUUCAGCUUAUAUCUGUUAUGUUUGUUGGCCACCUUGGAGAGUUGGCUCUCUCUGGGGCUUCAAUGGCUACUUCUUUUUCUUCUGUCACUGGCUUUAGCCUAUUGAUUGGAAUGGCAAGUGCCUUGGAUACUUUGUGUGGUCAAUCAUAUGGAGCAAAGCAGCACCACAUGUUAGGCAUACAUGCACAGAGAGCCAUGAUUGUUCUUAUGAUUGUCAGCAUACCCUUAGCAAUUAUUUGGGCAAACACAAGAUCCAUUCUGGUUUUCCUCGGCCAAGAUCCUGAAAUCUCUGCAGAAGCUGGAAAAUAUUCUGAGUUAUUGGUUCCAAGCCUUUUUGCCUAUGGUCUUCUUAUGUGCCUAAACAGAUUCUUACAAACACAAAAUAUUGUAUUUCCCAUGAUGUUCAUCUCUGGAGUGACUACCGUACUACAUCUUCCUGUAUGUUGGAUCAUGGUAUACAAGUCUGGACUAGGAAGCAGAGGAGCAGCCAUAGCAAAUUCUAUAUCUUAUUGGAUAAAUGUUUUCAUACUGUCACUCUAUGUCAAGUUUUCUCCCAAGUGUGCAAAAACAUGGACAGGCUUUUCAAAAGCAGCAUUGCACAACAUCCCCUCUUUUGUGAGGCUUGCCAUUCCUUCAGCCAUUAUGGUUUGCUUGGAAAAUUGGUCAUUUGAAAUGAUGGUUCUCCUAUCUGGGCUUCUACCAAAUCCAAAGUUGGAAACAUCAGUGCUAUCUAUCUGCUUGAAUACAGGAUCAGCUGCUUGGAUGUUCCCUUAUGGUUUAGGUGCAGCUGUGAGCACUCGAGUAUCAAAUGAACUUGGAGCUGGUCGUCCUUGGAUUGCACGUUUAGCAGUGUGUGUAGUAUCAGUAAUGGCCAUUUUUGAGGGGACAUUAAUUGGAAUUAUGAUGAUACUAAUACGCAAUGUUUGGGGCCACGCGUAUAGUAAUGAAGAAAAAGUGGUUAAAUAUGUAUCAAUCAUGAUGCCAAUUCUUGCAGUGUCCAGCUUCGUGGAUUCACUCCAGGGUGUACUCUCAGGCACUUGCAGAGGGUGUGGGUGGCAGAAAAUAGGUGCAUUUAUCAAUUUGGGCUCUUAUUAUCUAGUUGGGAUUCCAUCAGCUGUUAUAUUUGCUUUUGUAUUGUCUAUUGGAGGGAAGGGGCUUUGGAUGGGGAUUAUAUGUGGACUUGUUGCUCAAGUAUUAUGUCUACUUAUCAUUACCUUACGUACUGAUUGGGCUGAAGAGGCAAACAAGGCUAGAGAAAGAGUCUACGAUUCAAUAAUACCAGAGGAUAGAGUUUCAUAAAGAUGGAGUUCUUUACCAAAUAAAUAUUUGGAUGAAAAACAUCAUGUUUGUUGCCAUUCAUUCCUUUGGUAGAUAUGUGCAAUCCCCUCCUUGUCUUAGUUAAUGUGGAACCCUAAUUUGAAUUUCAAAGGUUCAUCAUAUAUGCUUUUUUUUUUUUUAUAUUCUUUUAUAGAUAUGUUGACAUUUUAACUAGGGAUGACAAAUAAACUCAUACUCGUAAGUAAUACACGAACUCGCCUUGACUUUAACGAAGAA